UGCCGUGAGAGAGCCGCUCCUCAUCAUGGGCAAUCAGGACGGGAAGCCGAGGCGCUCCGACGGUGCAGCGCACGAGAACACGGCUCACAACGGCACAAAGAAAGGGAAGAAGAAAAACAGAUCCGACAGAUCCUCAGUGUUCCCUCACAUACGCAAACGCAAGAGCCAGAGCAAGACUAAAAGCUUCCUGAGCGGAUCCAGAGAGGAGGAUGCAUCGCUGGAUGAGCUGGACAGCGCUCCGUCACUGUGUAAUAAGACGCCUGAUCUCUCCGGGGAUGAGCUGGGACAUUCGGACACCGAGCCCGAGCAUCCUCGCCCCCAGGAGGAGGAGGAGGAGAAGAAGAAGAAGAAGGUGACGAGCUCCGGAUCCGACACGGACAUGUACAGCCUCCCCUCGGCCGCAGAGCAGGAGGAUUUACUGGCUGACAUCCAGCAGGCCAUCCGUCUGAAGCAGGGCGUGAUGCUCGGCUCCGUCCAGAUCCCCUGGCACCGUGAUCAAACCGGACACACCCCCGACUCAGAGCCGCUCACCGAGCUACAAGCCAUUCCCAGAGAGGAAACAAACGGGAUUGUGAACGGGAUCUCAGAGGAGUCUCCGGGAGCUGUGGAGACGGUCACAGAGGAGUCCGAGGGCCCUGUGUCUCCAGCUGUGGCUCCUACAGACACACACCUGGAAGAAGAAGAGCCAUCUCCUCCGUCUGACCUCAGGUCCACAGGCUCGCUGGAGUGUGUCACCGUCAUCGAGGAGCUCGUCCAGAGGCGCAAGAGCAGCGUUUCCUUCGCUCCGGAGAGUCCUCUGGCCACACGGCUGCUGAAGUCUGCGGUCAAGCCCUAUCCGUCCAUCAGCACGUCCUACAUCAAGACCACCACACGCCAGCUGAGCUCGCCCUCCCCCUCGCCGUCCAACAGCCCACUGUCCACCCGCCGCGGACCGGAGAGGGCAGAGAGGAGUUGUGUCCAGCGCCAGCGCUCCAUCAGCACCACCAGCUCCACCCGCCGCUCCAUCAGCCGCUCCGCAGACUGGACUGAGGAGCUCCGGACCAAUCACAGCUCCACAUGCAGCUUCCAGCCGGUGUUCACAGGCCGGACUCUGUUGGAGCGCUUCUCCCAGCAGCAGGACUCUGGAGAGCCGGAGGAGGUGGAGAAGGUGUGCUCCAGGAUCCUGGCCUUGGGCCUCCUGCUGCCCUUCAGCGGCUGCUUCAGAGACCCCGACAGCAGCGGACCGAUCGCGCCCGAGUUUGACACCGGUCAGCUGUACACAUGGGCAGCGGUCAGUCAGCCUCCUCCGUCUCUGGAGGGACACCUGAAGAACCUGUGGCCCCAGAACAGACCCGGAGCCCAGGACCGGCCCCAGCCCAAACACACAGAGGACGCGGUCGAGGAGCAGGAGGAGCAUCAGGCCGUCGUUUCAGACCUUAAAAAACAUCAGGAAGAAGAAAUCCAGCAAAUUGAGGAGGAGUCGGUGAUAAAGACUGUGCAUCUGAAGCAGGAGCACGUCUGCGUGAUCGAGCAGCUGGAGCAGACGAUCGAAGACCUGCGCUGUAAGAUCGCGGAGCUGGAGAAACAGCAGCCUCUGCUGGAGCGGGAGGUGCAGACACAAGACCAGGAGUGUGGAGGAGAGGAGCGUCUCCUCCCAGACGUCUGCCAUGUGGACCUGCAGACAGAAAUCACUGCGCUGCUGCCCCUGGAGGCCAAGUCAGUGCAGACGUCUCCUAUGGACGAGAGCUUUAGGUUUAAACUGCCUCCUGUGGAGGCGCAGGCACCGGGGAGGAGUGACUCCUCACUGCCAUCAGGAACUGAGAAUGCUUCUCAAGUGUUUGUGUGCAUGUGCCAGCAUCUGCCAGGCAUUUCAGUGCCUCCACCACCACCACCACCUCCUCCUCUAUCCGGGAUGUGUUCACCUCCUACUCCACCUCCGCUUCCAGGAAUGAGCACUCUUUCAGCACCACCUACUCUUCCAGGCAGUUCAUUUCCUCCUCCUUUACCAGGAAUGGAUGCGCCUCCUCCUGCGCCUCCUUUACCAGGAAUGGAUGCGCCUCCUCCUGCGCCUCCUUUACCAGGAAUGGGUGCGCCUCCUCCUCCACCUCCUUUACCAGGAAUGGGUGCGCCUCCUCCUCCACCUCCUUUACCAGGAAUGGAUGCGCCUCCUCCUCCACCUCCUUUACCAGGAAUUGUUGCGCCUCCACCUCCACCUCCUUUACCAGGAAUGGAUGCGCCUCCUCCUCCACCUCCUUUACCAGGAAUGGGUGCGCCUCCUCCUCCACCUCCUUUACCAGGAAUGGAUGCGCCUCCUCCUCCACCUCCUUUACCAGGAAUGGAUGCGCCUCCUCCUCCACCUCCUUUACCAGGAAUGGAUGCGCCUCCUCCUCCACCUCCUUUACCAGGAAUGGAUGCGCCUCCUCCUCCACCUCCUUUACCAGGAAUGGGUGCGCCUCCUCCUCCACCUCCUUUACCAGGAAUGGAUGCGCCUCCUCCUCCACCUCCUUUACCAGGAAUGGAUGCGCCUCCUCUUCCACCUCCUUUACCAGGAAUUCCGCUUCCUCUCUCAACUGCAGGAUCAGCACCUCCUCCUCCGGGUCCUCCACCCUUGGCUCCUGGUCCUCCUCUGGCCUUCGGUCUGGGUUCUCUGCCUCCUCCGCUCCCGCUGGGUCUGUACACAUUAGGAGCACUGCAGGAGAAACCGCCUCACAAAAGCUUGGUGGAGCCGCCGAGACCCAUGAAACCGCUGUACUGGACCCGGAUACAGCUGCACACCAAAAAGGAAUCUCAUGCUCUCGUGUGGGAGAAGAUCGAAGAGCCACCCGUGGAUUUUGAGGAGUUUGUUGAACUCUUCUCCAAAACUGCAGUGAAAGAGAAGAAGAAGCCCCUUUCGGACACGAUCAGCCGGUCAAAGACCAAGCAGGUGGUGAAGCUGCUGAACACCAAGCGUUCUCAGGCCGUGGGGAUCCUGAUGUCCAGUUUACAUCUCGACAUGAAGGACAUUCAGCACGCGAUCCUGAAUCUGGAUAACACUGUGGUUGAUCUGGAGACGUUACAGGCGCUCUACGAGAACGUAAGCAGAUCCUUCUCUCUGUUCUUCUGCUGCUUUGCUUUUUGA
Carassius gibelio (silver crucian carp) is the source of this 3097-nucleotide messenger RNA. RefSeq names its product formin-2-like. The record is from RefSeq and is a predicted model, not a curated record. Lineage: Eukaryota; Metazoa; Chordata; Actinopteri; Cypriniformes; Cyprinidae. Gene Ontology annotation, cellular component: nucleus; endoplasmic reticulum membrane; cytoplasm. The transcript has 10 exons. Gene Ontology annotation, biological process: intracellular transport. Bases 26 to 3097 code for a protein of 1023 amino acids.